Sphenostylis stenocarpa is the source of this 462-nucleotide messenger RNA. Lineage: Eukaryota; Viridiplantae; Streptophyta; Magnoliopsida; Fabales; Fabaceae. The record is from the annotation of a GenBank genome assembly.
AUGACGCUGGGUCUGAUCAAUGCCAACCCUGUGGUUCACGCUAAGAAGGAGCGAAUCGCUCGUUCCGAAGAUUCUCACGCUAUCCUUGACUUCGCUUUGACAAAUUUCGUGAGGGAUAUUCGGGAUCCCGAACAUCCUUAUUCUCUGGAACAGCUCAGCGUUCUCUCAGAGGAAUCAAUCACCGUCGAUGACAAAUUAGGCCGAAUUUUGAUAACGUUUACGCCGACCGUUCAGCACUGUAGCAUGGCCACGGUUAUUGGUCUUUGUCUGAGAGUGAAACUGAAGCACUACUUUCCUCCUCAUUACAAAGUGGACAUCAAGGUUUCUCCUGGAUCUCAUGCAGACGAAGAAUCAGUUAACAAGCAGUUAAAUGAUAAAGAAAGAGUUGCUGCUGCCAUGGAGAAUCCCAAUCUCCGCCAGCUCGUGGAUGAGUGCCUUUACUCUGAUGAAAAUGAACUGUGA